UGUUAUAAAUUACUUAAAAUUAAGCAAAGAAGACAGUGGAGUGUUUUUAUUGACGUGCUCGCUCUUUAAAUUUUGCUUCAUCAUGUUCAAAGUGACCGUUCUAUUUGCUUUGCUCAUUGCGGUAUAUGGAGAAGAUGUCAAAGGCAGUGCGUUUUACCGACAUUUUAUGGAGAAGAGAGCAGCCUCUGUACAGGGAUCUGACUCGGUAGAAGCUAAUAAGCCUUCUGGCAAUGAUAAAAAGGGUUUCGUGUUUCAGUCUCCAGGAACACUGGUCAAUGGUCAGGGUAGUUAUGGUGGUUUUAAUGGUUAUGGUGGUUAUGGUAGUUAUGGUGGUUUUGGUGGUCUUGGAUGGGCUUUUGGACAUGGUUAUGGAAAUUAUGGUCGCCUUCACCCAGUUCCCGUUGCCGGGGUAAAAGCCUUGUCUGUAGCUUAUGACGAGGUGUCAGGUGUACCAUACGUAUGCGACCCAAAUAAGACAGGAGGUAAUUCCACGCAAAAUGACACAUCGGAAAAUGAAACAGAGAAAAGAAGCAAGAUCCUAAAAGACAAGCUAGAAAAGAAAAAGAGGGAAAAUGACAAGCUACAGAAAGAUGAGACGAACGUGGAAAAAGACGCAGAUGACGUGGAAGAGACUGAAGAAGAGAAAAAAGACGAAAUCAAGAUAAAAAUUCCAGACUACCCACCGUGUCCUGAUCCCAAGAAAAGCUUUCCAUGGAGUUGUAUAAUGGGCAGUAAAAGCGAAAAACGUAGCGAAUGUGCCACAGCCAAAAAGGCCAUCAGGGACGCAUCGGGGGGCAUGUACCGACCUUUGGGGGGCAUGUACCGACCUUUCUUUGGCAACAGACUUGGAAUCCCCGGAGGCUACAAUAUGGGUCUCGUUGGAGGCUAUGGACUCCCUAUUGGAUUACCUUAUGGAUAUGGUAAUUUUUUGCUUGGUUAAAGCUUCGAGAUGAAUCUUGAUCGAAGGAGACGGCGCAACGGCAAAACGCUUGUCGCGAAUGUAGCAAACAGAGAUAUCGUACAUCUUGUAGUCUUGUAUUUCAAUGUGUAGUUUAUGAAUCAAUGUAUUUAAUUGUAUUGUGGAUUUAAUAAAUAUUUCUUUUCCCACGUCAA
Molecule: messenger RNA, 1113 nt
Organism: Xenia sp. Carnegie-2017
Lineage: Eukaryota; Metazoa; Cnidaria; Anthozoa; Malacalcyonacea; Xeniidae
Exons: 5
Coding region: 83-940 (285 amino acids)
Source: RefSeq, a predicted model, not a curated record